This is a messenger RNA of Oryza brachyantha (malo sina), 780 nucleotides long. Its product is annotated as transcription factor MYB61-like. The record is from RefSeq and is a predicted model, not a curated record. The coding region runs from base 1 to 780 and encodes 259 amino acids. Gene Ontology annotation, biological process: regulation of stomatal movement. The transcript is spliced from 2 exons. Lineage: Eukaryota; Viridiplantae; Streptophyta; Magnoliopsida; Poales; Poaceae.
AUGGGGAGGCUAGUGGUGCAGCAGCAGCAGCAGCAGCGGCGGCUGCAGGAGGAGGGUUGCUGCUCGGAGAAGAAGAAGAAGCUGAGGAAAGGGCUGUGGUCGCCGGAGGAGGACGAGAGGCUGGCGACGCACAUCGCGCGGUUCGGCGUCAGCUGCUGGAGCUCGGUCCCCGACCUCGCCGGGCUGCAGCGCUGCGGCAAGAGCUGCCGGCUCCGGUGGAUGAACUACCUGAGGCCCGACCUCAAGCGCGGCCGCUUCUCCCAGCAGGAGGAGGCGCUCAUCUUGGCUCUCCAUGACAAGCUCGGCAACAGCUGGUCUCAGAUUGCGGCGAGGCUGCCGGGGAGGUCGGACAACGAGAUCAAAAACUUCUGGAACGCGCGGCUGCGCAAGAAGCUCCGGCAGACGGAGUCGUCGUCGUCGACGGCGGCGGCGGCUGGACACCGCCGCGGCGAGACCGACCGGAGCCGACAGCCGCCGCCUGAGGCGUUCAACACAUUCUCCCACCGCUCAGCCCACAACGACCGGCCGACUCCUGCCGCUGCCGCCCACAUUGCCGCUGCCGCCGUCGUCGAGGCACCCGCAGCGACCGCCGGCGCUGUUCUCGCGGACAACGCUGGCCACCGGGAUGCUGGGGCGGCGGAGGUGGCGCGGGGCCACGUCGGCGGCGGCGGCGGCGACGACGACGGCUUCUUGGCCGUGCUGCUUGGGGAGUACUACCUCGACGGCGGCCAUGGCGAUGGAUUCAGCUUCUUGGGAGGCGGCGGCCACGUGUUCAGCUAA